Molecule: messenger RNA, 4242 nt
Organism: Aphidius gifuensis
Lineage: Eukaryota; Metazoa; Arthropoda; Insecta; Hymenoptera; Braconidae
Product: probable serine/threonine-protein kinase clkA
Exons: 8
Coding region: 2777-3376 (199 amino acids)
Source: RefSeq, a predicted model, not a curated record
UAUUUAUUGGGGCAUUGAUACAGUGAUGAUAUAGAUAGGCACCUGUAUUGAGAUUUUGUGCCUUUGUAGUUCUUCAAACAACCGUACGUCGCUAGCGCCAUAAGUGAGCCGUAAGUGAGACGGAACUGAGCCGAGACGACCAUCGAACACAGCUACAAUUCGCGCACGUUACCGUGGUACUACUAGCGCCCCUCAAUUAUGCGGCGAUCACAUAGCGGAACGGUUUUUUGAGGCAAGUUCGUCCUCCUGUAUUUCUAGUCUUCUUGAUCGCCAGAUUAUGUGACGAAUCGCCAUCUCGCCAAUUUUAAAAACGUCUCGCCAAAAUUGUUGCCAAAUCGCCAAUUUGGCGGUAAAUCGCACAACCUGGCAACCCUGCGGGGAAGUCGGAACGAACUCGGCAAUUUACAUGAUUAAAACGUAAGAUUAUGAGGUUAGAGAACAAGCUGUCAAACAGAUUACAAACACAAAACACAAGAACCAGAAAAAAUCGCGUAGAUCUACGUAUAUCAAAUUAGAUAUAUUCAAAUCAAAUUAGAUGUAACUAGAUAUAAUAAAAUCUAAUUAGAUAUAAUCGCAGAUCCGAAAGCAGCAAGAUCUAAUUAUAUGUAUAUAAGCAUAUAUUAUUAGAUCUAUGGAGAUCUCAUUAGACCUAAAUAGAUCUAAUCAGAUAUGAGUAGACAUAAUCAGAUCUAACCAUAUCGAAAAUGCACCACGAUCUAAUUAUAGUAAAGCAUAUAUGAUUAGAUCUAACUAGAUUUUAUUAAAUCUAAGUAGAUAUAAUCAGAUCUAAUCAUAUCGAAAAGGUGGCAAGAUCUAAUUAUAUCUCGAUAUAUACUUAUAUAUGUCGAAAUUUCAUAGAAAGCUGCUGUUAUUCUUUGGCAUUUUUUUUCAUAUAACGAAAAUUUCAAGAAAAAAAAAUUUUUUUUUAAUUAUAAAAAUAUAUUCCGGGGUCUAUAAAACUAAUACAAAUAAAAUUUAUGUUUAAUUGUUUAUAUUUAUGAAUAUUAAUUCUUGCAUAUAUAAUUUGCCGACCAUGUGUCGGUCGAUUCUCGGAUUGUCAUGAUGAAUAUUCAAGUAGAACUAAUUUUCGUUGUCUUUAAUUUUUGCUGCUGUGGUUAAGUAGGUAAGGCUCUGGACCUUCACCAAGAGGAUACUGUGUUCAAGUCCAGGCGAUGGUAAGUAUGUGUGGUGUAAAUCUUUCGGUCCAAUAGAUCAUUAAUUGUAUAAAUAAAAAAAUUAAAUUGUUUAAACAAUUUGAACAAUAGUUUUUUUAUUAAAUCAAUAAAUUUUUGAAAUCUCAGUGCUAUCUCAGUAUAUCUAAUUGGAUCUCAUUAUAUCUAAUUAGAUCUCAGUAUAUCUAAUUAGAACUAGUUAUAUACAAGUAGAUCGCGCCGCUUUGCGAAUCUUAUUCUAUCUAAAGCGGUUAGAUCUAAUUUGAUAUACGUAGAUCUACGCGAUUUUUUUCUGGGGACCACCAAUAGCGGUAAUUUAUGAAAACUUACCACUAAAAUCAAAAGCAAAUCAAUAGCAAAAAAAGACCUGGGGUGCAUUCCUUUAAUAAAAAUUUUUUGUUCGUUUUGCAAUUUCUCCCUGUAAUACCGGCCAAAAUUUUAUAGGAAAAAGCUGUUUCUUGUAGUGGCAGCACUAGCACAUGACAUUAAUUUUUUGGCUUCCAAUUAUUAGAUGGAUAACUGUUCAAUGUUUAUAUCAAACUGAAAUAAAUAGAAAAUUGACUUGUCGUGAUUGUUUGUUAUUGUCACAUAGCUCGUAUCACACAUUAUCGUAAACUGUAAAGCCUGGAAUAUUGCAUAAAGAAAUUUAUCACUUUUGUCGUUGUUUUUGUUUCUAGUUUUUAGUCGGUAUUACAGGGCGAAAUUGCAAAACGAAAAAAAAUUUUUUAUUAAAGGAAUGCACCCCUGGUAACAUUUGUUGGGGCAUGUGGCCAGCGUUACCCGUUGAAAAUUAAAAAUUUUCAAUACUCCGGCUAGGGCCAUUGUUAUUUUUAUUGCUUAGACAUAUUUUGACCGUUAAUCAACGAAAACAUUAUUCAUAUUUGAAAGAAAGGCAAUAGAGUUUUUCAAAGCUUUUUUUGGAGCCUUAUAAACAUUUUAUUUCAACUCUAUGAUGACAUUUUUUGAUCCGUUUUUUUAAUUUUUUUUUCGGCGAGCCAUAACUUUUGUUAUAAUCAAGAUAGGGAGUUCGAAUUAAGCUCAAAUUAUGCGGCUUAAAAAAAUCUAGUGACGGCAUUGGGGGUUUUCUUCUCUCUCAAUAACGGUUUUCGAGAAAAAGAACUUUUUUUUUCAAUUUUAUAGUUUUUUUUCUCAAAAACUAUUAUAAAUAGAAAGGAAUUUCACAAAGCGGGCGAUAGAUUUUUUUGAGACACAUAAAUUGAGCCUAAUACGAAGUCUCUACUAUGAUUUUGCGUCGAGUUAUUUAUUGCACCGUUUUUAUAACUUGUAAAAUUUUCACAUAAAUGAUGAAGAUGACAAUGAAAAUAUGUUACUAAAAAAAAUUGCUGAAAAUGAUUUUGCUGCAAAACAAAAAUUGACGCAAAAAAUGUUUCGGAAAAAAAAAUGCAACAUUAUAAAGAAAAACAUAUUAUGGUAAGCUAUUCACAUAACACUCAAUUUAAUAUCUUGAUUUUUUACACUAGAAACAAAUAAUAAUUAAUAUGGUUCCAAAAAUAUCAGUGCACAUAUUUACAAUUGUUAAAUAAAUAAAGUAACUAAUAUGAAUAAAUAAUUUAUGAAAAAUUUUCUUUUUUUUCUAUUAACAGAUGGAAAAAAAAAUGAUGAAUAAAGCCAUUGGACAACCUGUAUUGAAUCAGUCAACAGACUCAUCUUCAGAUGAAGAUUAUAGUGAUCAGAUAACAACUUAUGAACGUAUGCAUGCUAAAAUGAAUUCGCAAUAUAAUCGAAAAGCUGAGAGGAGUGUCUCUAGAGAAAACUAUAGCGAUGAUGAAAAUAUUCUGAAUGUCAACAGAAGCUUUGGUCCAAUGUCACCUGAAAAUGAUCCAUUAGAACUGGAUGACGCGCAAAACUCUAAUUCCCAGUCAAGUGAACUGACAAAUUCAAGAAACCACCGAUGGCUGAAUGAAAGAAAUAGCCAAGAAGUUCAGUAUAAUAACAAUAAUUUUGAUCAACGGCAGACUGAUGAUGCUGAACAAAAUGAUGAUUUCUCUGAUGAUCAAUCUGGCCACAGUAACGACGAUAAUAAUGACGAAGUGCUUCGAGAUAAUAAUCAUAAUUUGGAACGACAAGAAAACGUAGAUCCCAACAGAACAUUCAAUCAUGAAGUGUCAGAAGGGGUUGGCUUGAAUUUGGAUGAACUAAGAGCCCAGCCAAAGCGCUGGAAGCAUUUACAUGGAAUAGUAUAGGUAAAAGCUAGUCAGUAUCUAUUAAUUCCCAGUCCAUUAACGAUGUUAAAGAAGGAAGCAUCUUAUGCUUCUCUUCUUAUUAAGUUUUUAGUACCUGAAACAGUUUUAGCGACACAUUCACGCACUGGAAAAAAAUCUAACGCUUUUUUAAAUCGAGCAGCCAAACCUGGAAUAGACGAAAGAAUUAUAACAGCCAUUUACGAAAGUAUUAAGAAAAUUUAUCCACAAGCAAAUAAAUCAUUUGUUCUGAAUGGCAUAACGAGUGCAUGCAACACAGCAUCAUCAAAAGUGAGGAAGCAAGCUCGUAAAAAUUCAGGCAGCAAUCCAGCUCGUAAAAAUUCAGGCAGCAAUCAAAUUUAAUUGGAAUAAUGUAAAUUGGAAAAAAUUAGAAUGGUUUAUCAACAGUAGAAGAUAAAAAAAAAAAAUUCCAUAAAAGUCUCUUACGUAUAUGUAAGUGGUUCCAUUCGACCACGAGAGCGCGCCACACUACGGUCACUGAUUUAGGAAGCAAUCUCCACAACAAACACUUAUGAUAUAAUAAAAUAAAUUUUAUUUAGAUAAGUUAGCUCACUUAUAGAAUUAAGUUUAGGUAAAAGGAAGAAAAUUUUGAUAGUAACAAGAAAUAAUUAAUUAAAUAGAUUGAAUAAUCAAAUUAUAUCAAUUACCUGAUAAAUUGGCUGAGGAAUCUUAUUUUUGUAAUAUUAAUUUUUCCAUACCCGGGAAAAACGGUUUGUAUACAACCAUAUACAAUCAUAUACGACCAUAUAUGAUUGUAUACAAACUCAUACAGUUGUAUAUCGCCAUUUUCUGUAUACAAAUUUAUAAAGUUGUAUACAGUUGUAUACAACUAUAUAUGGAAUUUAUAG